Molecule: messenger RNA, 5619 nt
Organism: Daktulosphaira vitifoliae (grape phylloxera)
Lineage: Eukaryota; Metazoa; Arthropoda; Insecta; Hemiptera; Phylloxeridae
Gene: na
Product: sodium leak channel NALCN
Exons: 28
Coding region: 180-5384 (1734 amino acids)
Biological process (GO): monoatomic ion transport; transmembrane transport
Cellular component (GO): membrane
Molecular function (GO): monoatomic cation channel activity
Source: RefSeq, a predicted model, not a curated record
UCUUUUAUAUAAAAAAACAUCCCUUGUAAUAUAUAGAAAACUACUUGAUGCUGAUAAUAUUGCGUCAAUGUUUUUUGAUUCUUAUAUAAGGGAUAAACGAAAAAUAUUAACAAUGCUAUAUUUAUUAUUUGUAUUUUAAUGAUGUAAAAUUUAAUUCUUAAUUUUUAAACCUUAGGAAAAUGUUGGGUCGUAAGCAAAGUAUUCGAGUUGAUAUGAUUGCCUCUGAUUACGUCCAGGAGGAAUCUCUGAAUGAAAGUGCAGAGAUUGAAUGGGUGAACAAGCUAUGGGUUCGAAGACUGAUGCGUUUUUGUGCUCUUCUAAGUUUACUUUGUGUAAGCCUCAAUACUCCAAAAACGUUUGAAACGUUUCCAUUUCUUAAGUUUGCUACAUUUGUAUGUGAUUCUGCAGUUACUGGAUUAUAUACAGCUGAAAUGAUUGCUAAGAUGCGAAUACGAGGAAUUUUUAAAGGAGAUUCUCCAUACUUAAAAGAUCAUUGGUGUCAAUUUGAUGCUACUAUGUUAUUCUUCUUGUGGGUAUCAGUCAUUUUACAAGUGUUUGAAAUAAUAGUGAACUCAGUAGAUUAUAAUUAUUUAUCUAUAUUACGUGCACCUAGACCUUUCAUCAUGAUCAGAUUUAUACGUGUCUUCCUGAAAUUUUCAAUGCCAAAAUCUAGAAUAAAUCAAAUUUUCAAACGAUCAAGUCAACAGAUUUACAAUGUAACAUUGUUCUUUCUAUUUUUUAUGUCGUUGUAUGGAGUGCUUGGUGUUCAACUUUUUGGUGAAAUGAAACAUCAUUGUGUUUUAAAUACAACUGAUCCCAAGCAUGUCACUUUAAAUAAUUUAGCGAUACCAGAUACAUUUUGUUCUACAGAACCUGGUGCAGGAUAUCAAUGCCCGAUAGGUAUGAAAUGUAUGAAGUUAGAACUUUCAAGAUAUAUUACAGGCUUUAGUGGUUUUGAUGAAUUUGCUACAAGUAUUUUCACUGUGUAUCAAGCAGCAUCACAAGAAGGUUGGGUAUAUAUUAUGUUUCGAACAUUUGAUAGUCUUCCUGCUUGGAGAGCCAUUUUUUAUUUUUCUACAUUAAUAUUUUUCCUUGCAUGGUUGGUAAAAAAUGUUUUUAUUGCUGUAAUAACUGAGACAUUUAAUGAAAUGAGAGUACAAUUUCAACAACUAUGGGGUAGUAGAAGACAUGUUGGGAGUAAAACAUCCACUGAGAUUUUUAUCAGCGAUGAAAAUGGUUGGCGAUUGGUAACUCCUGAACAAAAUAAACAUAGAAAAUUAGCAUCUCCAUUAGGACAUAAAAUUUUGAAUUCUGCUUGGUUUCGGCUUCUAGUCAUGUGUAUUAUACUUAGUAAUGGUGUAGUUAUGGCUACCAUGAACUUUAAACAUGAUGGUCGACCACGUCAUGCUUUUUAUGAAAAAUACUAUUAUAUUGAAGUUGUCUAUACAUUGGUAUUUAACUUAGAAACACUUUUUAAAAUGGUAUUGCUUGGUUUUAAUGAAUAUUUUAAGCAUUCUUAUCAUAAAUUUGAAUUGAUGUUAGCUGUUGGUACUACUCUUCACAUAGUGCCUCAAUUUUAUUUAUCUGGGUUAACUUAUUUUCAGGUUUUGAGAAUUGUAAGACUUAUAAAAGCUUCACCAAUGCUUGAAGAUUUUGUUUAUAAAAUAUUUGGGCCUGGUAAAAAAUUGGGGAGUCUUAUUAUUUUCACUAUGUGCUUGUUAAUUAUUUCAUCUAGUAUUUCUAUGCAACUAUUUUGUUUUUUAUGUGACUUUUCAAAAUUUGAAACUUUUCCUGAAGCAUUCAUGUCUAUGUUUCAAAUUCUCACUCAAGAAGCAUGGGUUGAUGUUAUGGAUGAAACCAUGUUACGUACUCGUAAAGCCUUAGUUCCGUUAGUUGCGGUGUAUUUCAUACUUUACCAUUUAUUUGUAACCCUGAUUGUUUUAAGUCUUUUUGUUGCUGUUAUUUUGGAUAAUCUAGAGCUUGAUGAAGAAUUAAAGAAAUUGAAACAACUACGUUUUCGUGAACAAAGUGCUGAGAUUAAAGAAACACUGCCUUUUCGUUUGAGAAUUUUUGAAAAAUUUCCAGAUCGUCCUAAAAUGACAACAAUUCAUAAACAACCAUCAGAAUUUAAUUUACCUAAAGUCCGAGAAAGUUUUAUGAGACAAUUUGUUUUUGACAAAAGUGAUGAAGAAGUUGCUCUUGAAAAUAUGAAUUGUACAAAUGAUACUUUAAAUACUUUUCCUAUGGCUCGAAAACAUCAUCCUGUAAGACUUUUAACUAACACACCCAAAGUCCGUACUGUUACACCAGAUUAUCGUAAGGCUAUUAUUGCAAAUAUUAUUAAUGAUUCUAAUAAUCAACGGUUACUUCUGGGAGAUUCAACGUAUUUACCUACCAAUUCUACUGUUAAAGGUGCAGGUUUACAUGCUCAAGGUACUAUGAAUAAUAUGCCAAACAACCGGUUAGAUCAUAAAAAAUCAAUGAGACAAAGUAUUCGCCGUGGAUCAAUGAAGUUAAAACAAACAUAUGAACAUCUCAUGGAAAAUGGUGAUAUGGGUGGUAUGAAUCGGUUAGCCACAGCCACUAGAGCAAGGCCACAUGAUCUUGAUAUAAAACUACUGCAAGCCAAACGACAACAAGCAGAAAUGAGGAGAAACAAGCGAGAAGAAGAUUUACGAGAAAACCAUCCUCUGUUCGAUACACCACUAUUUAUAGUACCAAGAGAGUCUAAAUUUCGUAAACUUUGUCAAUUAAUUGUGUACGCCCGUUAUGAUCUAAAACUGAGAGAUCCAUUGACUGGCGAAGAACGUCAAAUUAAAUAUAAAGGCUUCCAUAAUUUUCUUGGACUUGUGACUUACUUAGACUGGUUAAUGAUAUUAGUAACAACAUUAAACUGUAUUUCAAUGAUGUUUGAAACACCAUUUUAUCAAGUUAUGGAUACACCUGCAUUACAAAUUGCUGAAUAUGUAUUUGUUUGUUUUAUGAGUAUUGAAAUAGCUUUGAAAAUACUAGCUGAUGGUGUAUUUUUUACUCCAAAAGCUUAUAUGAAAGAUGUAGCGGCUAUAUUAGAUGUAUUUGUAUAUGUGACUAGUUUAGUAUUUCUAUGUUGGAUGCCAACUAGUGUAGCAACUAACUCACCUGCUCACCUUUUAAUGAUUUGUCGUUGUGUUAGACCCUUACGUAUAUUUUCAUUAGUUCCUCACAUGAGAAAAGUGGUAGAUGAGCUAUGCCGUGGAUUUAAAGAAAUUUUAUUGGUGUCAGUUCUUUUGAUUGUUUUAAUGUUUGUAUUUGCAAGUUAUGGUGUUCAAAUAUUUGGUGGUCGUUUAGCUCGUUGUAAUGAUCCUAGUAUUAAAAAACGAGAAGAAUGUGUUGGAGUAUUUAUGCGGCAAGUCUUUGUUACUAAAAUGAAAAUUAAACCAGGGCUAAAUGAAUCUUAUCCAGCUAUACUUGUACCUAGGGUUUGGGCAAAUCCGAGACGAUUCAAUUUUGAUAACAUAGGGUAUGCUAUGUUGACAUUAUUUGAAGUUUUGUCAUUCAAAGGGUGGUUGGAUGUUCGUGAUAUACUGAUCAGCGCCUUGGGACCAGUUCACGCAAUAUAUAUUCACAUUUUUAUAUUCUUGGGAUGUAUGAUUGGACUCACUCUUUUUGUUGGUGUUGUUAUUGCAAAUUAUUCAGAAAACAAAGGAACUGCUUUAUUAACUGUAGAUCAAAGAAGAUGGUGUGAUUUGAAAAAAAGACUUAAAAUUGCUCAACCUUUACAUUUACCUCCAAGGCCAGAUCGCAGAAAAUUUAGAGCAUUUAUAUAUGAUAUAACUCAAAAAAUUCAUUUUAAAAGAUUCUUUGCUGUAAUUGUUCUUAUUAAUAGCUGUUUAUUGUGUGUUUCGUGGCGAGCUGGUGAUAAACAUACAGAAUCAUUAUCUCUAGUAAGUGCUUGUCUUACUUUGAUAUUUGUUGCUGAAGUAAUUAUGAAAAUGAUAGCAUUUACUGCUCGAGGAUAUUGGCAGUCAAGACGCAACCGUUAUGAUUUAUUAGUAACAGUUUUGGGUGUUAUCUGGACAUGUACCCAUUUUGCAUUUCGUAAUGAAUUGUCAUUUUCAUUUGGAUACAUAGUAGUUGUUUUGCGAUUCUUUACCAUUACUGGAAAACAUGCUACUCUUAAAAUGUUAAUGCUGACUGUUGGCGUGUCAGUUUGUAAGAGUUUUUUUAUAAUCUUUGGUAUGUUUCUGUUAGUAUUUUCAUAUGCUUUAGCUGGUACAAUAUUAUUUGGUACUGUAAAAUAUGGAGAAGGUAUUGGUAGGCUAGCAAAUUUUGGCACUCCAGUUACUGGAGUUGCUAUGUUAUUUCGAAUUGUUACUGGAGAAGAUUGGAAUAAAAUUAUGCACGAUUGUAUGAUAUUACCACCACAGUGUACACCUGCAGCUAAUUACUGGCAAACAGAUUGUGGAAAUUAUGCAGCUGCAUUAAUAUAUUUUUGUUCGUUUUAUGUUAUGAUAACAUACAUAGUACUUAAUCUUUUAGUUGCUAUAAUUAUGGAAAACUUUUCACUUUUCUACUCAAAUGAAGAAGAUGCUUUACUUUCAUAUGCAGAUAUAAGAAAUUUUCAACAUUCGUGGAACAUUGUUGAUGACACUCAAGCUGGUGUCAUUCAAGUGUAUAAAGUUAAAUUUUUGUUACGUCUUUUAAAAGGUAGAUUAGAGACUGAUCCACAAAAAGGUAAAAUGUUAUUAAAACAUAUGUGUUAUGAAUUAGAAAGACUUCAUAAUGGUCAAGAAGUUACCUUCCACGAUGUUUUAAAUAUGCUAUCUUACCGCACUGUUGAUAUUACAAAAGCACUUCAACUUGAAGAAUUGGUUGCCCGUCAAGAUUUUGAGGUAAAUAUUCAAGAAGAAGUUGCUAAACAGACUAUUCGUAAUUGGCUUGAAGGAUGUUUACGCAAAAUGAGAGCUGCAAAUAGGCAACAAGGGAGUCUUUUAGCUGGUUUACGUGCUACUAAUGAAAUGAUGCUUCGAGAUUUUGAGGAAAAACAAGCAGCCAAUAAAGACAAAGAAGCUGAAGACAAGGAUCAUAAAGCUGAUACAAGUCGAUCAAAAUUCAAAUCUACUUCAGGUAUGACACGUUCAGAUAGUGUAGGAAGUGGUUCUGGACGUCGGUACUUGACACCUACAUUAUCAGAUCCAUCUGAUAAAGAAAAAAAUCGUAAAGCUUCCUAUAGAAAUUUGAAGCCGUUAAACAUGUCAAAUUUAAAUGUAAAUACUUCUUCAGCACGUGAUAUAAAAGCCAAUACAUCAAAAGUAGCUUCAGCUGUGAAAGAAAUACAUGAAUGGUGGUUGGAACAAUUAGAACAUACUUCUGAUUUGUCUUCAAGUGAAGAUGAAAAUUUUUAAUAUAACUGUUAUAUAGUAUUGUUUUUAUUCUAUUUUACUUAUUGAAAAUAAAUUGUUUAGUAUUAGAUUAAGUAAUACAAGAAUUAGUUAUAUUUUCUUAUAUUUUAUAGUAAAUUUAAUUUUAAUAGAAUAUAUUGUUCAACGUGAAUGUUAGUAUAUUAUUACUAAUUUUCAUUUAUAGUGUUCAUUUUGCUGUAAUUUUAGUUGAAAAAUUAUAAAUUAUAUACAAAACCAG